Recurvomyces mirabilis is the source of this 1203-nucleotide messenger RNA. RefSeq lists its product as uncharacterized. The transcript is spliced from 4 exons. Gene Ontology annotation, biological process: proteolysis. Gene Ontology annotation, molecular function: dipeptidyl-peptidase activity; serine-type exopeptidase activity. Lineage: Eukaryota; Fungi; Ascomycota; Dothideomycetes; Mycosphaerellales; Teratosphaeriaceae. The record is from RefSeq and is a predicted model, not a curated record. Bases 1 to 1203 code for a protein of 400 amino acids.
AUGCUGACAGAUUUAGCCAUUGCCGACAACGCAUACUUCGCACAGCACGUUACAGUUCCUGGUGUGAACGGCACUUUGAAUGCUCCUAACGCUCCUUGGAUACUGUAUGGCGGCAGUCUCGCGGGGGCCCAGACUGCCUUUUCCUUAAACACAUACGGUGGGGAUGCCGACGGACUUCUAUGGGGAGGUGUAGCCAGCAGUGCAACAUCUAAAGCAGUGCUGGCUUAUGUCCAAUGGUACGAUCCCAUACAGAAGUUUGGACCACAAGACUGCGUUGCCAGUAUCAAUGCUAUCGUCGACAAAGUUGACCUUGUAUUCGAAAGUGGCAACGCGACUGCCGUUCGUCAAAUGAAGGCCGUCUUUGGCCUUGAGACGAUAGCCGACGACCGCGACUUUGCGGCAACCAUCGCAUUCCCACUAGGCGGCCCAUUCAACUAUCCAACGAAUACGUGGCAGGAGCUUAAUUGGGACCCUGCUUCCGGUUCAGACGACUUUUGGAACUUCUGCACCAACGUCACAAAUCUGGAUGCUCCAGAGAAUCUUACACAGGUCGAUUAUGCUCUAGCACAGUACACCGGUGGCGAGCCAUGGAUCAAUCUUGGCAACUAUGCCAACUACGUCAAGCAAUACGUGAUCCCGACUUGUGAUGGUGCACCGAUCAACAGCGUGCAGUGCUUCAGUACCCAGAAUCAAACAUACUGGGCCGACACCACCAAUUCGGUUGACAGAUCAUACCUUUACACAACGUGCACUGAGUCUGGCAUCUAUCAGGCCGCUCGCCUGAAUGGUCCGACUUUGCUGUCGAGAGUCGUUCAAGUCAAUUACACUCAACAAUGGUGCACAUGGGCGUUCCCAGAUGGACAAUACAACAAAGUACCACCAACGCCCAACCUAGACUUGUGGAAUAAAUAUGGAGGAUAUAACGUCAGUGCACCGAGGCUGGCACAUAUUGAUGGCAACCAAGAUGUCUGGCUUGAUCUCUGCUUCCAUUCGAACGAUGCACCGCAGAGAUACUCUUUGACCCCUCAAGAUGCCUACCUCCACCCCCAGCAACUUAUCACCGGCGCCGGACAUCAUUGGGAUAGCUAUGGCCUUGGCAAUAUUUCUGCCGAGCCACAGUUCAUUCGUAAUGCGCAUUUGUGGGAACUUCGUGUUGUCAAGACGUGGCUGCGGGAGUGGAACGCUACCAAGGAUUGUGCGUGA